Pichia membranifaciens NRRL Y-2026 is the source of this 1130-nucleotide messenger RNA. RefSeq lists its product as hypothetical. NCBI's taxonomy places the organism in Eukaryota, Fungi, Ascomycota, Pichiomycetes, Pichiales, Pichiaceae. The record is from RefSeq and is a predicted model, not a curated record. The transcript has a single exon. Bases 58 to 1059 code for a protein of 333 amino acids.
ACACUGAGCUAAACAGACUUCUACUACAGCCCAAUCUGAGUUCGAGGUAAAGCACAAAUGGGAAACUCGGCUUCAAAAACAACCAGAAUCCUAGAUAAGGGCGUCAAGCUGAAUCAUCAGCCUUCUACUCUCGGUCAGGGUACUAUCAAUAAUUUGAAAAAGCAGGUGACAGCCGAUCACUUGAAGAACAAAAUUGAUACGAGGAAUUCCGAAGCGUCUGAGAAAAAGGAAAGCAAGCACCAGGUUUUUACCCAGCGUCCUCCCAGUGAACUUGAGCAGAUGGGAGAUAGCGAUUCAGCAGCUAAUGGUACACAUUAUGAGGGGAACAGAUUGUUUGAAAAGGCUGUGUCCGCUGGAUUAGUGAAAGUGCAAGAUAGCACUCACAAACAAAGUUACAAUCCAAACCAUGAAUCUCUUCAGGUUUUGAAAAACAGAGUCAAUGUUGAAAAGCAAUACGAGGGUUUAUUUAUUCCAAAAGACGCAGACAAGCCCAAUGUCCCAGAAAGAUUUUUGAAUGAGGAGCAAAAGAAAAGUUCGCUGGAUCCUGAAGCAAUGUUGAAAAAGACAAAGAAAACGGGUAUCAAUUCCUUUGGCCUAUUCGAUUCCGGUGUUUUGUCUGACUUGAUUGUGGAUUAUAAAGUCUUCGGAGAAGCGAAAUAUAUUGAAAAAGCAAAAGAGAUAGAUGCUAAUGAUGAAAAUAUUGUAAAGUUGAAGAAAUUCAUAGAUGAUGGCAUAAUAAAUUUACCAACGCAUAAGGUGACGCUAAAAGACUUUGCUGAUCCAGCUUCGAAACAAAUGAAACAGAAAUUGGUGACUGUCAAAGACGAUUGGGUAAAGACCAUAAAAGAGGAUAUAGAAAAAGAGAAGAUUAACAAGUUGGACUCAAAAUCUACAACGAAGACGGACCUUGAAGUUUUUGAGCAAUUCAAGAUGCUGGAAAAUCUUGUGAGCAAAUCCCAAAUAUCUACCAAGAAGGUAGACGGCCCUUUGGAAGAAAGUGAACUUGUUAUGAAUAGGCGUAAAAAGCAGGUGGUCAAGGAAGUGAAAAAGAUGUUGUGAGAAAGCUCUGUAAAUAAUCGUUAGUUUUUUUUGUACAUAUACAAAGACAUCAGUAAUAAAACAUAUUGGUU